Molecule: messenger RNA, 738 nt
Organism: Morchella sextelata
Lineage: Eukaryota; Fungi; Ascomycota; Pezizomycetes; Pezizales; Morchellaceae
Exons: 2
Coding region: 1-738 (245 amino acids)
Source: RefSeq, a predicted model, not a curated record
AUGGCAAGCACGACCGCCGAUCGCCUCACGCUCCUCCAAGACCACAUCCGGCAGACCCUCCACUCGCGCGCCCGCACCCCCGAGUCCGACGCCGACAUCGCCCGCAGCCUCAGCACGCUCCACGCGGGCAUCGAGCAGCUCGAGAAGGAGCAGCAGCAGCUCGAGGAGCAUGGGGACUCAACCUCCCAGGUGCUCCGCGAGCGCGAAGACAUCCUAAUCCGCCUCCGCACACAACACGACGACCUGCACUCCCUCUUCACGCACCCGCCCAGCUCCCCCUCGUCCCCCGCCCCCACCCCCACCGCCACACCCACCCACCCCGCCGCUACGCUCCGGCGCUCCCCCAGCGCCGACACAGCCGCGCGCGAAGCGCUGAUGGGGCCGCGCGAGACGCCCUCCGCGCUGCGCAAGACGGUGCGCUUCAGCGACCUCGACAACACGCAGGUGCUGCAGCUGCACCAGCGGGUGAUGGAGGAGCAGGACGAGGACCUGGAUAGGCUGUCGGUCAGUAUCAGGAACCAGAGGGAGCUGAGUAUACAGAUUGGCGAUGAGCUCGAGGGCCAUGUGCAGUUGCUGGACGGCGUGGAUGAGCUGGUGGAGCGCCACACGGAGCGGCUGGGGGGCGCGAGGAGGGGGUUGGGGGUGGUGGAGAGGGGGGUGCGGGAGAAUGGGAGUUUGGUGGUUAUUGUGGUGCUGAUUGUGGUGUUGGUGGUGUUGAUUGCUGUGUUGAAGUGGUAG